Triticum aestivum (bread wheat) is the source of this 776-nucleotide messenger RNA. RefSeq lists its product as uncharacterized. The transcript has a single exon. Bases 79 to 540 code for a protein of 153 amino acids. The record is from RefSeq and is a predicted model, not a curated record. NCBI's taxonomy places the organism in Eukaryota, Viridiplantae, Streptophyta, Magnoliopsida, Poales, Poaceae.
UGUCAUUUGUCAAGUAAGCAAAGCAGCCAGGUCGGACCCAAUCAAAGCCAAAGAAAGCAAGAACUUCCCCGGCCGUCCAUGGCCACCUACCCCCUCCUCCUCCCCCUCCUCGCCGCCGUCGCCGUGGCGGCAGCGUCGUCCGCGGAGGACACGCCAACGGCGUACGAGAUGCUGGAGCGGUACGACUUCCCGCGGGGCAUCCUGCCGGAGGGGGUGGAGGGGUACGAGCUCGAUCGGGACGGCGGCUUCCAGGUGUACUUCCCGCGGGAGUGCGAGUUCCUGCUAGCCAAGCAGUGGCUGGUCAAGUACGACACGCGCAUCGCCGGCGCCGCCAGCGCGGGCAAGCUCGCGGCGCUGCAGGGCAUCUACGUCAAGGUACUCUUCCUGUGGAUCCCCGUCGCCGAGGUCGACCGCGCCGGCGAACGCCUCAGCUUCUACAUCAGCCCCGUCUCCACGUCCUUCCCGCUAAGCGACUUCGCCAGCAGCCCGCACUGCCGCGGCUACCACGACCGCGCCGCCGUCGCUGCGGCCGUCUCGUGAAUCAUAUGCUUUUUACAUGUGGGCUUCUGCUCGGUGAUUUGCCUUGCUAUUCAAUUAGUGCCAGUGUUAGCUACUACUACUACUUAGCUACUGCUGCUGGGGGAAAUAGUAUAUUUCACAUGGAAAACUCUAUUGAUACGGCUUGAUCAUUUGAACAAGACUCGCAUGAGUCGUUGUUUCAAUUAACCUUUGUACCAUCGUGGAUAUAUCAAUGAGCUCUAUACGAUUCCAGUUUA